AUGGCGUUAGCGGAGACAGUUCUACGCAAGGUGUAUAAACUUGGUUUAUUGCCAAAGCUAUUCUUGAUACUUCCGCGAGUGUCAUUUCUUUUAGCAUUGGCUAGUGUUGCUUGGUUACUUAUGUUACCAAUGGAUGGCCAGUUCAGGAACACGUACAUUUCUGAAAACGCAUUGAUGCCUGGUCAAGUGACAUCGUACUUUCGUGAAAGUGAAUGGAACUACGUACGUGGAUUCCGCUCGGAAGUGGUCAACUGGAAUUUCUCGGAAAUGUCAACAGACAACGAGCUCCUAACUAAUUGGCUUCAAGAUUUUGGAUGGUCUGUUUCGAAACACCGCGAUCCAAAGACAAAUACCACCACAACUUAUGCCAUAAUGCACGCUCCACGUGGAGACAACACAGAGGCAAUGGUUUUAGUUGUUCCCUAUUUCACCUCUGAAGGUAUGCCUAAUAAAGGUGGGCUCACUCUAGGCCCAGCCUUGGCCAAUUAUUUUGCAAAAAUGUCCAUCUGGUCAAAAAAUCUCAUUUUGGUGUUUCCCCAUAAUGGUCAUUCUGUCCUUCGGUCGUGGGUCGAGGCUUAUCAUACUACAUUGGAUGCAACUGCAGGUUCUAUUGACGCAGCUCUUGUGGUCGAGUAUCCCUCAGACAGCGAUGCUUUUGGUCAUUUAGAAAUCAAUUAUGAGGGUCUCAAUGGUCAGUUACCGAACUUGGACUUAAUCAACACUGUGACGACUGUGGCAAGCCACGAGGGUAUCAGAGUCAGUGUUCAGGGCAUGAGUCCAGAUGACAUAGACAAGCGUGAUUACUGGUCACGGUUGCAGGUAUUUGCGUCUGGUAUUUUGCGCCUAGCCACUGCUGGAAUAUCUUCAAAGUCUCCGGGAUGUGAGUCCUUCUCAGGAUGGCAGAUUCAAGCAAUCACCAUCUCAGCGGCUGGCGAGAAAGGACACGAUGUUACUCAAUUUGGUAGAAUCAUUGAUUCUUCAUUUCGUUCUGUCAACAAUUUGCUCGAAAAAUUCCAUCAGUCAUUCUUUUUCUAUCUUUUGAUGUCGCCACGCCAUUUUGUGUCCAUAGGCACUUACUUACCUGCUGCAGUUCUAGUGGCUGUGUCAUUUGCAAUCAGUUCUUUGUACUCCCUUGCCAGUGGCGUCACUACGCCUGAAUUCAUCACUCAUAUAAGUGAUGUUUUGUUCAUCUUUACAGGGAUAGAGGCUGUAUGCUUACUAUUGUCCUUGUUGAUGCAAACCAUUGUUGUCAAUGCCACUGAAGGCUAUACAACGACUAUCACCAUAGUGUAUGGACUUGUUAUAAGUACACUCGUGACUGUCCUAAGCACGCUUGCAGGCAACAACAUCAAAAUUUUGAGCAAAACUCACUCGUACAUGCUUUUAGCUUUCGCGCUUUUUUUCAUCGCGAUGUUGAUUGUGAGUAUGCUCAUAGUUCAUUUUGCAUUAGCCUUUUCAAUCGGAAUUUGUGCUUUGCCUUUGACUUUUAUCCAGCCUCUUAUAAAUAUGUGCAAUGCGGGCAAUGGGUCUCUUAUUAAGCACAAGCUAAGGAUUGCUAUGUGCCUUCUUAUUUCGUCUCCAAUCACAGUAGUUGUAGCGCUUGGCUACCUUAUCAAUGAUGGUGGGAUGUUUGGUAUUGCGAACUUUAGUCAUGGAUUGUUUGUUUCUUGGGAUGCUAUGCAGAGUUGGACAUACUUCAUCAUUGCAUUGGGAUGGUAUCCAGCAUGGAGUGCUAUAGCCGUCGCAUGCAUCUUUGGAGAUUUCAGGAUCGAAAGUGUCAAACAGAAGGCGGAUUAG
Molecule: messenger RNA, 1797 nt
Organism: Australozyma saopauloensis
Lineage: Eukaryota; Fungi; Ascomycota; Pichiomycetes; Serinales; Metschnikowiaceae
Product: GPI-anchor transamidase subunit
Exons: 1
Coding region: 1-1797 (598 amino acids)
Biological process (GO): attachment of GPI anchor to protein
Cellular component (GO): membrane; GPI-anchor transamidase complex
Source: RefSeq, a predicted model, not a curated record